AUGACUGACGUCGAAGGGGGUAAGUUGCCCUCGCCUCAGGCAGAACAAGAGCAAAAGUUGUUGGACGACAAGGAAACCGCCAGGAGCUUGAAUCCGUCCGUGGAUCCGGCUAAACUUGAGGUAAUGAUUUGUUUAAGUGAAGUUAGGGCUGGAGACUAUUUAAGGUCAGGCUAGAAAUUUAAGGCUAGAAUUGUUUCUUUUUCGUUUCAAAGGCUGUCAUCAUGACAGAAUUAAUGGACUGAAAAAAGACACCAAAAAUUAGCAAAAAAGCUCUUGAACUGACCACAACUUGCUAUUCUUUAUGUAACCUUAUGUCAAAAGUCCUUCUCAUAUCACCUCAAUCACUUAAUUGAUAACAACAACAUCCCCACUCCGUUUACCCCACCCUAUCUUGAUAAGAGAUAGCGAUAUUGUUGUUCGUAAACAAGAAGUGUCAUUUGUUCGGCCUUUGACCUUUUUUCUUUUUAAUCCCACGUGUUUUGGAGAACGUGGAGGUUUAAAACAAAGGAAUCUGAAUGGCCGACGAGAUCCGCCAGCGAAGUCGCGUCUCGUCCGCGACCGAACGGAGUCCACUGAUAGCGACAAAGGAACCAGAAAACGUGGGAACCCUUUGACAUUGUCUUGAGUUAGCGUUAGAGCAUAGAUAAGGCUGUAGCUAGAGCGUUAGAGCAUAGAUAGAGCUGUUUUGCAAGAUACUUCUAUCGAUUCGAACACGUUUCAUAACAAAAACAUGUUUACGGAGCGAAAAUAGAUAUGAUUUUACUACAAUAUAGGCAUACAUAACGUUAUACUAUAAAAUUGUAAAUAAAUUUAAGUAUUUUUUCAAAUAGAAUCUUUUAAAAAUACUAUAAUUUUGCAAAAUACGACCAAAGAUGUCAAAAAUUGUUACAAAAAGUUCAUUUCAAAAAAUUAUGCCAUUUUAUUUAGGGAAAGCUAACCAAAUCAUUACUGUUCGCUGUGAUCGCAGUAACCGUUGGAUCCUCCUUCCAAUUUGGAUAUCACAUUGGAUGUGUUAAUGCCCCAGGAAAGGUAAGACAACAAAAAAGAUGAGUGCAAUCUACAUUUCUUAAAACUUCAAACAAGUUUUAGACUUCUAUUGAAGCUAAUUUAUCCUUCUCAGCCUUACUCAAACCUAUCUUUUCUUACCUGAUAUUUUAAAUAAAAUUACCAUGCUUUUUGGUCCUUCACGCUUGAAGGUCUUGAAUUCAAGUUAUAAGUCCUUUACUGUUCAUCCUCCACUCAAAGUUUCAGUUGAUCACAGAAUGGUUCAAAGUGUCCCACAAACACUUGUACAACGAGACUCUGACCGCCGAAGCGGCCGACUUCCAAUGGUCGAUUGCGGUCGGCAUCUUCGCGGUCGGUGGAAUGGUCGGUGGCCUGUUGUCAGGCUGGUUGGCUGACAAGAUGGGCAGGAAAGGAGCACUCUUGUUCAACAACAUCUUCGCCUUGCUGGCCGCUGCUUUGAUGGCCUUGGCCAAGUACGUGGACGUGUACUACCUUUUGACAGUCGGUCGGUUAGUGAUCGGCUUCAACUGUGGACUGAGUUCUGGUCUUGUGCCAAUGUACUUGACUGAAGUGUCACCCAUCAACUUGAGGGGUGCUUUGGGAAGUGUUCAUCAGCUUUUGGUCACCAUUUCUAUUCUGGUUUCACAGAUUUUGGGCUUGCCGUUUUUGCUCGGAACGGCCGAGCGAUGGCCGUACAUUUUUGGUAAGAUACCUACUAUGAUAUAGCGAAAAUAUAUCUACUGCAAUAUAAAAUAAAAAUAUGUUAAAAAAGGAUCCGUCUAAAAAAGCAAAAUCCUUACAUUAUUAUUGAUAUUUCUUCUAUUCGAUCACGUUGUAGCCUUCACCGUGGUCCCCUGCAUCUUCCAACUUAUCACCCUUCCGUUGUGCCCAGAAUCCCCCAAACACAACCUUAUCAACAAGGGUAACACCGAACAGGCCGAGAACGACCUCAAGAAGCUCCGUGACUCCACCGACGUCCAUGUUGAACUUGAUCUGGUCAAGGAAGAGGCUGCUGCCGCUCGUAACCAAUCCAAGGUCACGAUCUCCCAACUGUUCGUGGGCGUUCUGAAGUGGCCUCUGUUCAUCGCCAUCAUGAUGAUGUUCUCCCAACAGUUCUCCGGUAUCAACGUCGCCAUGUUCUACUCAACCAAGGUGUUCCGUGACGCUGGUCUACAAGGAAAUGGUCCCAUCUACGCGACAAUCGCCAUGGGAGCAAUCAAUGUGGCUCAGACCGUGGUCUCGUUGUGGUUGGUCGACCAUCCCAAGUUCGGCCGACGAUCUCUGCAUCUGGCUGGUCUGAUUGGAAUGCUGAUUUCCUCUCUUCUGAUCGUUGCUUCUCUGACCAUUGCUGGUACCAAUGCUCGUGGAGAACCAGAGAACCAAUGGGCUUCGUAUGCUUCCAUCAUCUUUGUGCUUCUGUUUGUCGUAGCGUUUGCUACUGGUCCAGGUAAGGGUUUGAUAAUACUUUAAAGUUUCCUAUUGAUAUGAAAAAGCGACAGCCAACAUUUUUGUAGCCUAUCUAAGAAAAAAAUUAACAUAAAUUGAUAAAACCAAGAAAAAUAUGCUUUGAUAAACUAUUUAAAAAAACUAUAUUAUACUAGACAAUGUACGUCUGUUGUAAAAUUAUCAAAUUACUGCUUAAGGUUCGAUUCCAUGGUUCUUCGUAAGUGAAAUCUUCCCAUCAUCAGCUCGAGGAGCUGCCGCUUCUGUCGCCACUCUGGCCAACUGGUUAGCCAAUUUCCUGGUUGGAGUUUCCUUCUUGCCACUGAACGUAAGUUAUCUAUCUAAAUCAACAGAAAUUAGCUGUUUCUGGACUCAACACAACAAAAUAAUGGCAAAAACAAUGUUAAUGUUUAAAAAACCUUGAUAUAAUCACGUUUUGUGACAUAGUUCAUACUUAAAGAUUUGUAUAACUCAAUAUUUCGCCAAAAUAUCCUUUAAAGCUUCGCAAAAUUCAAAAAAAUCAGCGACAAACUACACCAAAAUCUACCGAUUUUGCUCUUAAAAUAUACGAACCCAUUAAUAUUAUCCUAUAAACCUCCCUCCCAUUCCAGAACAUACUGAGACAGUACUCGUUCUUGGUGUUCUCCUUCCUCCUGGGCAUCUUCAUCGUGUUCACCUACAAGUUCGUGCCCGAGACCAAGGGCAAGACUCUCGACGAAAUCAACAAACAAAUGAAAAAAGGCAGUCAAUAA
Messenger RNA from Bursaphelenchus okinawaensis, 3200 nucleotides. Lineage: Eukaryota; Metazoa; Nematoda; Chromadorea; Rhabditida; Aphelenchoididae. The record is from the annotation of a GenBank genome assembly.